This is a messenger RNA of Drosophila obscura, 467 nucleotides long. RefSeq lists its product as uncharacterized. Gene Ontology annotation, biological process: tRNA 5'-leader removal. The transcript has 2 exons. Lineage: Eukaryota; Metazoa; Arthropoda; Insecta; Diptera; Drosophilidae. The coding region runs from base 62 to 382 and encodes 106 amino acids. Gene Ontology annotation, cellular component: ribonuclease P complex. The record is from RefSeq and is a predicted model, not a curated record.
ACUUUGAUGAAUUAGGAGUCACGCCCAGCGUAUUUGGGAACAUCAGAGCGUCAACCAAAGAAUGAGUGAUUCUCAAUACUUGGAUGUUAAGCUGAAACUUCGUGACACCGAAUCUGUUGUAUUGACGCCUGGCUACUUGAGUGGGUGCAUUCUCAACUCCCUGGAAAGUUUGUUUGGAGAAAUUGGCGGCAAGACAUCGUUGGAUAUUGAGAAAUUCAGUGCGGCAGAUAGACGAUUUAUCUUGCGAGUGCCCCAAGAGUUCGUUGAGCGCGCGCGUAUCGCUAUAACUUUGAUAGGCCACUACCAGGAGGUGCCUUGUCACUUUCAGGUGCUAGACACAUCAAAAAAGCAGCUGCACUUUGACGACAAUAUCGAACUUUAGGUGAAAGCAAGGAACUUUCGGCAUCAGGAUGUCAUUUUCAUUUUGCAAACAGUUCGGCAAGGACAAGGUUAUCUUCGUUACCAAG